AUGUCCCAACCCCAUAUGUCCCCCGAAAAAGAGCAAGAAUUGGCCUCCAAGAUCCUGCAUCGAGCAGAAUUGGCUCAGAUGACGCGUCAAUUAAAACUGGGUUUGAGUAAUGUUCCAUCGACAAAACGAAAGCAGGAUUCUAAGACAAAGAAAAGAAGUGGGGACGACGAAGACGCUGACGAAGAACAUAAAUCACUCUUAGAAGCUAUAUCUCCAGCGAAAAAGCCCCUGCACGAUGAUACUAAUAAAAUGACUGUUUUGUCACCCAUGAAGUUUAUAGAAAAGCCAAAUACUCCCCCAUGUUCACGCCAACGAAUAUCUGAAGACCGUCCGCAGCAGACCAAAUCUAAAAAGGAGGACACUCCAUCCACUCCAAGGGCUUCCGCCACUCCAAUAAUUCUGCCACAUUCCUCAUCGCAUCGUCAACGUCAAAACGAUAAAAACUUCAUGACACCAAAACGUAAUAAUAAUAUAAGGAAAAGAGCAUCAGUGUCUAAGGACGUGCCACAGGACAGCGAUAACACUGCCGGGGCUGAUUUAUUGAUGUACCUGGCCACAAGCCCAUAUAACAAGUCUUCACAUCACGGUACGCCAAUGAACGUAAAAAUGCCCACUACACCACGCUCCUAUCAUUACGCGUCACAAUUGAAUAUGAACGGCAAUACGGCAAAUGAUGCAGUAAGGUUCUCUCACAUCAAACCUUCCGCGUCCUCUCCACAAUCCACCUUCAAAUCGAGCCUUUUGCCACAUUUCCCAGAUGAAUCGCUCAUGGAUUCUCCAUCAUUGUACUUGAGUGCCAACAGCGGCAAUGCCCAGGCGGCAUUAUCACCACAACAGAGAAGAAAGCCCAUUACAAACACAUUGCAUCCACCUAGCAACGUACCUACCACACCCUCGAGAGAGUUGAAUAGCACCAAUUUCAACUUACUUAGGACGCCGAACUUCAACAUGGGGGACUAUCUGCAUAACCUUUUUAGCCCUUCACCAAGAGUUUCCAAUCAACAGGGCACCUCAAGCACGUCAACAGCGAUCUCUUCAGCACCACCAACAGCACCUUCGUCAUCUUUUAAUGCUCCCUCCAUAACAGCCACUACUAUAUCAAGUCAUACUACCAAUAAUUUCCUAGACAUGAAUGCGAAUGGACUCCCCCUUAUUGUAGGGCCAGGCGCCGAUCGUAUGGGCGAAUGCGAGUCCAUUGAUGACAAACUCACUGAUUGA
Molecule: messenger RNA, 1218 nt
Organism: Saccharomyces kudriavzevii IFO 1802
Lineage: Eukaryota; Fungi; Ascomycota; Saccharomycetes; Saccharomycetales; Saccharomycetaceae
Gene: STB1
Product: Stb1p
Exons: 1
Coding region: 1-1218 (405 amino acids)
Source: RefSeq, a predicted model, not a curated record